This is a messenger RNA of Xenopus tropicalis (tropical clawed frog), 1029 nucleotides long. RefSeq names its product olfactory receptor family 15 subfamily E member 1AF (gene or15e1af). NCBI's taxonomy places the organism in Eukaryota, Metazoa, Chordata, Amphibia, Anura, Pipidae. Gene Ontology annotation, biological process: detection of chemical stimulus involved in sensory perception of smell; signal transduction; G protein-coupled receptor signaling pathway. Gene Ontology annotation, cellular component: membrane; plasma membrane. The transcript has 3 exons. Gene Ontology annotation, molecular function: G protein-coupled receptor activity; olfactory receptor activity. The record is from RefSeq and is a predicted model, not a curated record. The coding region runs from base 1 to 1029 and encodes 342 amino acids.
AUGGUUGAAGAGGGAGCACUGAAAAAUGAGGCAAUCGGGGAAAUCCUGGAGCUACCACCACCACCUCCAAACCAGGAGAAAGACAUGGCCAUAGAAAAUCAAGGAAAUUUAUCAGGAUUCCUUAUACAAGGGUUCUCUGAUACUCCCAGGUUCCAUCUUUCUCUUUUUGUGCUAUUCCUUGGAAUCUAUCUCAUCAUUCUGCUGGGAAAUCUCAUCAUAUUCUUAGUCAUUUCAUGCAAUCCUCACUUACACACCCCCAUGUACAUAUUCUUGCAGAACCUUUCACUCAUAGACAUUUCUUUCUCCUCAAAUAUUUUACCUAAUUUGCUACAUAUUCUUCUCAAACAGCAAAAUAACAUUUCAUUCUUGGGGUGUAUGACCCAAAUGUACCUUUUUAUGGCUCUGGCUUGCAGUGAAUACUUUCUCCUGACGGCCAUGGCAUAUGAUCGUUAUGUUGCCAUCUGUGAUCCCCUUCAUUACAUUGCCCGAAUGAGCAGGAAACACUGUGCUGGGCUUAUAACUGCAGCAUUCACUGUUGGGUUUGUCGACCCAAUUGGCCUUGUUGUACUUAUAUCUAAACUAUCAUAUUGUGCUUCCCAUCUUAUUAACCAUUUUUUCUGUGACAUUUCACCAUUGCUAAAACUUUCCUGCACCAAAAUCUUCAGUGUGGAACUUUUAAUUUAUAUUGGAGGGACAUUAUUUACAUUCAGUUCCUUCCUCCUUACUCUGACCUCAUACAUAUUUAUCAUCUCUGCUAUCCUGAAAAUACAAUCCUCAGAGGGGAGACAAAAAGCCUUUUCUACCUGUGCUUCUCACCUGGCCUGUGUGAUAACCCUUUAUGGGACAGUACUUUGCCUGUAUAUGAGACCCACCACAAGUUAUUCCCUGGAAAGAGACAAGUAUUUCUCACUGCUGUACAUUGUCCUGGGCCCUGUGCUAAAUCCUCUUAUUUACACACUGAAAAACAGAGAAUUUAAAAGUUGCCUUCAUAAAGUGAGACAAAGAUUUUCUAUUAAACCGUUUAGGUGA